AUGGAUAAGUCUUGGAUGCAUGCUGAUAGGAGAUCACAUACAUAUAAGCUAGGUGUUCAGGAAUUCAUUAAGUUUGCUGUAGAGAAUGCAAGCGAUAUAGAUCAUAUCUGCUGUCCCUGCGCUAAAUGUGGGGGUACAGAUGGGUUCUUAUCAGCUAGGAUGAUAAAAGAUCAUCUAUAUUGGAAUGGUAUAGAUGAGAGUUACAAAGAUUGGGUAUGGCACGGAGAACCUUCUAGGGCAACGAUGAAUGUCAUUGAAGGGAUAUCUGAAGCUACUGUUGAUAUGGUAGAAGAUGGAGAUGGGGCAGAUAAUAUAGGGCUGGAAAAUCAGGGAGAAAAUAGGGCUGGUGAGGAUGAGCAGUUUAUCGAUAAUGGUGAGGAAGAGCAGUUUGUUGAUAAUGGUGAGGAUGAGCAGUUUUCAGCAGAAUCGAAUGACUUCAUGAAGCUAGUUGAGGAUGGAGAUAAAGCUUUGUACCCUGGUUGUACGAAGCACACAAAAUUAAAUGCACUUAUACAGACCUAUAACCUUAAAGCAAAACAUGGCAUGUCUAAUGUGUGCUAUUCUGACAUGUUGAUCAUGAUCGCCAUGUUUCUUCCUGAAGGUAAUGAGAUACCAAGUUCACAUUAUGAGGCCAAAAAGACUUUGGUUUCAUUAGGAAUGGACUACAAAAAGAUACAUGCAUGUCCUAAUGACUGCAUUUUGUAUAGAGGACAGCAUACUAAUGCAACUAGUUGUCCUACAUGUGGGGAGUCAAGGUGGAAAUUAGGGAAAGAUAAUAUUGUGAAGCAAGGGGUACCCGGGAAGGUAUUGUGGUACUUUCCCCCAAUCCCAAGGUUCAAGCGCAUGUUUCAGUCCACAAAAACUUCCAAAAGCCUAACUUGGCAUGAGUAUGAGAGGAGUAAGGAUGAGUUUAUGCGUCAUCCGGCAGAUUCCCCCACUUGGAAGUUAGUGGACCAAAAAUGGCCAGACUUUGGCAAUGACCCUAGGAACCUCAGACUCGCACUUUCAUCCGAUGGUUUCAAUCCCCACAGCUCUUUGAGCAGUAGAUAUUCUUGCUGGCCAGUUAUACUAGUUACGUAUAACCUCCCACCAUGGCUGUGCAUGAAAAGGAAGUUCAUGAUGCUAACUAUGCUGAUUUCCGGACCUAAACAACCCGGAAAUGACAUUGAUGUGUACUUGCAGCCCUUAGUUGAUGAUUUAAAAGCUUUGUGGGAUGGGAUAGAUGGAGUGUAUGAUGCAUUUAGAGGAGAAUACUUCAAACUGAAAGCUGUUCUCUUUUGGACAAUUAAUGACUUUCCCGCUUAUGGGAACUUGUCGGGUAGUGUCACUAAGGGAUACAAUGGCUGCCCUAUAUGUUGUGAGAACACAAAACCUCAUCGGUUGUCUCAUGGACAAAAGAUGAGCCAUAUUGUUCACCGGAGAUGA
Messenger RNA from Rosa rugosa (rugosa rose), 1425 nucleotides. RefSeq lists its product as uncharacterized. The transcript has a single exon. Lineage: Eukaryota; Viridiplantae; Streptophyta; Magnoliopsida; Rosales; Rosaceae. The record is from RefSeq and is a predicted model, not a curated record. Bases 1 to 1425 code for a protein of 474 amino acids.